This is a messenger RNA of Corythoichthys intestinalis (scribbled pipefish), 3978 nucleotides long. RefSeq names its product GTPase IMAP family member 9 (gene gimapl). The record is from RefSeq and is a predicted model, not a curated record. Lineage: Eukaryota; Metazoa; Chordata; Actinopteri; Syngnathiformes; Syngnathidae. The coding region runs from base 99 to 839 and encodes 246 amino acids. The transcript has 2 exons. Gene Ontology annotation, molecular function: GTP binding.
AGGAAGAAGUUGAAACCCUUCCGCACUUUCGCCGACGUCAAGUAACAACUAACGUCAAAUUUAUCCAAAGGUUUGGGAAGCUGAAAUUUAAAAUAAAUAUGGAAGCAGACAGCCAAAAAACAACUUCGGCGUCGUCCGGCGAGACUAACGGCCCCGAGCCGAACACAUCCCCGCUCCGCCUGGUUGUCCUGGGCUGGCGCUGGCCCGGCAAGAGCUUGACAGCCAACACAAUCCUUGGCCGCGAAGAAUUCCGCCUGGAGCGCGCCGCCGAGUUCUGCGUGACGCGCCACACGGAGGUGCGAGGGCGGCGGGUAACGGUGGUGGACACUCCCGGCUGGUACUCGUCACAGGACACGCCCCUCUCCUACAAGAAGGAGAUCACCCGCGGCGCCGCUUUGUGCCCGCCGGGCCCGCACGCCUUCCUGCUGGUUAUCCCCGUCGGCAUGUUCACCGAAGUGGACCGCGCUCGCAUCGAGGAGCACGUGGGCCUCUUCGGCGAGCGGGUUUGGAACCACGUCUUGGUGGUGUUCACCUGGGCGGAAGUUCUGCGGAAAAUCUCGCUGGAGCGGUACAUCCGCCGCGAGGGCACCGAGCUGCAGCGCGUGCUGGAUAAGUGCCGGCGCCGCUACAUGCUCAUUAACAACUGCGUCUUCCAGGAGGACGCGCAGGUGGGACGCUUGAUGGAGCGCGUGGAUCAGAUGGUGGAGGAGGAAGGGGGUUACUAUGCGGUGGAGGAACUGGACGAGAACCGGAACCCGACCGGGGACGCCCCGCAGGAGCCGAAAGUUGACGGCGUGGGGAUGUUAGUGAAAGAUGCCGCCGCGGUUUCUGCCGAGUGACUCGAUCGCCGCAUUUUUAGGUACACUUGCACAAUUUUUUUUGAAAAUGAGUUUAUCACUAGUAGACGUCCAAUCCAUUUGAAAUGGGAGGGUGGCAGCGAAUGAACGUUCAUUCGCUGCCAUCCCUUCCACUUCAUAUGGAUAUUGACGUCUAGAGCCGUCAGUGGUAAAAAAUGAGUAACGAAAAUUGCAAUAAUAUACUUCAUCACGAUCAAAAGUAGUGCAAAAUCAAAUUUUGUAUCUGGAUACAUUUCAGUAUCGAUAAUUUUGACAACUCUACUACAACUUAAACUGCAAGUAGUAACAGCUAUAUUUCAGAAAAACAUUUUUGCUGCGGGAUUAACUAAUUUUUUAAAUUUCUUGUGACUUUUUAUAUGUAGACAAAUAGAUGAAAGAUGUAUAUGAAGAAAACUGUGACCCUUGUUACUUCGCGCCUCAAUCCAUCGCAGAUUUUUUUUCCCAUUAAAAAAUAAAUAAAUAAAUGCAGUAUUUUAUAUAGCUGACCCAAUCCGAUUUCGCCGUCUCUCACUCUAGCUCCUGCCGCUUAUUAAUGCUUAAUAAUGCUUAAGUUAACGAUGAUUGACAGACGUUAAGGUUUGAUCUUGCCAGAGACGCUUGGAAGCUGAAACUUCAAAGCGCCGCACGCGUCAAUCAUAGUUUAACUUGUUAAACAGUUGCUGUGGCAACUCAUUGUAAGUGAGCAGCUUGAGUAGAUUUGAGUGGACUCACUCAAUGAAGCAUUUAAUAAGGACAAGCAUUUUUGUACUUUAUACUUCGGUGGGACAAUAACAUGUUUAAAAUGUAUCAUAAUCAUUACAUUUGAAGUGCUCAAAAGCCAUUUAUUAAAAUAUGUAUAUAAAUCAAAGUUGCUUUUUUUUAUUUUAUUUUUUUUUUUUUCAAAUAUACUUUGGGGAAAAAAAUGAAAAAACAUGUUUAUAUAUCCAAUGCUAAAUCUGAAUGAAUACAUUGAACACACAAAAAAAGUAAUAAUACAUUGGGUGGGAGGGGCGCUAUUUUGCAGUUUUUCUCCUAUUGUGGGGGGUUUAAGUAUCAUUAACCGCGAAAAACGAGAUCACUGUCUGUGGUAUGCACUUUGAAAAAAAUACAUUAACUACAUUUAUUUUUUUACUCCUGAAAUGUAAAUUAUCCUCAUAAUGCAGUGUAUUUUUUUUUUUUUUAAUUAGGGGGAAAAAAGUGAAAUUUUGUUCUCUUCUUUUUCAGUUUUUUUAAAUGUACCUGUUUUUUUAAAUAAAUAUAAACAUGAAAAUUUUCACCUGCAGAAUACAUUAUUAUUCUCAAAAAUAUUUCUUGCUUUUUCUGGGAUAUAUUUUGGUAGUGUGAUUUUAUUUUCAGGCAAAGUUUUUCUCCCCAUCAAAAAUGUUUUAACUGAAAAUUCACAACAUUUUAUUCCUAUUGAACUACAGUAUAACCUUUUUUGGGGAAAAAAACUGUUACAUUUGAUUGUCCACAAAAAUUGAAAUAGUUCUAAUUUUAAAAUCACAAUCUUUGGAGAGCUUCAGAGGGCAAAAAAAUCUCAAAAUAUACAACUACAGUGAUCCCUCGUUUUUCGCGGUUAAUGGUGACCAGAACCAGAAUUUUUUCCCCCCAUUUUUGUGUGUUCAAUAUAUUUAUAUGUAUAUAAUGUAUAUCUAGAUUUAGCUUUGGAAAGAGACACAUAUAAGAUGUAUUUUUCACUUUUUUUUUUUCUUAAAGUAUAAUUUAGAAAAAAAUGUAUUUACAGUAUAUAUAUAUUUUAAUGUUUUUUAAGCACUUCAAAUGUAAUAAUUAUGUUAAGUUUUAACCAUGUUACUGUCCCACCUAAUUAUUUUUAAAUAAGUAUGAAGAAGAAAAAUGCUUGUUUUUUUUUAAUGCUUCAUUGAGUGAGUCUGCUCAAGCUGCUCACUUACACACAAUGAGUUGCCACAGCAACUGCAUAACAACUUAAACGAUGAUUGACACAUGCGGUACUUUGAAGUUUCGGCUUCCAUGCGUCUCUGGCAAGAUCAAACCUUGACGUCUGUCAAUCAUCGUUAACUUUAAUAAGCAACGCCAAUGCACUGCCUGACCAAGAAAAGCAGCAGGAGCGAAAGUGAGAGACUACUUGAUCGGAUCGGGACAGCUCUAUAAAAUACUGCAUCUAUUUAUUUUUUAAUUGGGGGGGAAUAUCCACGAUGGACUGAGAGCGUGAAGUAGUGAGGUUCAUUUUCCCCCUGGGGAAAAAAAGUCCUAAAAAUGUUCGUGUUUUUUUUUUUUUGUAGGACAGUUUUCCAAAGACUGCUAACGCUUUCUUUCACAAGAUGCCGUCACAACCGUGCGUUGUCAUGGAGACAUGUGACGAUAAGCAAGGUUGUGCAGGUGUACCUAACGACGGGUCCAAAAUGGCGCCCGAAGGACAUAAACUUGUUACCACCAAAACAUUACUAGAAUGUUUUGCACUGUUUCUCUCAAGAACUGAUUGGAGAGUGUUUCAUAGGCUGACAGCUUCAAAGUGAACUUUCUUUCUCACUUUAUUUAUUGCCACAGUACACUGUUUUACUCUACGGCACAAAAACUAUAUUGUACAUACAGCAAGCACAAAAGCGGCACGGUGGAAGGGUGGUUAGCACGUCCAUCCCACCGUUCCCCCUAUGGAGUUUGCAUGUUCUCCCCGUGCCUGGGUGGGUUAAUUUCCUCCCACAUCCCAAAAAAACAUGCAUGUUUGGCUAAUUGAGCACUCCAAAUUGUUCUUAAGUGUAAGUGCGUGUGAAUAGUUGUUUGUUUUUAUGUUGAGGGUGUACCCUGCCUCCUGCCCGUUGUUUGCUGGGAUAGGCACCAGCACCCCCGUGACCCUCGUAAAGAUAAGCUGUUCAGAAGAUGUAUGAAUAAGCACUACUUUUUUAAUGGGUCAAUAUACAGAUAAAUUUGUCAGACGACUACUAGUUUCUGUUUUUAUUUUUGGACAAAUACUUGACCUAGUCAUUAAAAAAAAUGCUACUUUUGUGGGGGUAAGAUUACUAAUCAUCUGAACUUCACAGCAAAAUAGGUCUACUUUUUGCUUUAUUAUUAUUAUUUUUAAUACCCUGCUGUUGUUUAGUAAAAAUGUCAAUUUUAGUGACCAAACUGUAAUUUCUUUGCACUUAUAAAGCGCCCUGAGCCCUUA